GCCAUGACGCUGGUCAUCUUCUCGCUCGUCACAUUGCUGGUGGCCUCACAAGGCGGCUGGGCCACGCAGGAGGAUCUCUCCGUGUCUGAGCUUCUAUGGCGGGCCAACAAAGAUGUUGUUCAUACGCAGGAUGAGCCUCUGGUGAUGGACGACAUCGCGUAUGACAAAGACAAUGAGAAGAACGCUGACCAGUGCACUUCCAGAGGAUGCAUGUGGCCCAAAUCCAGCGACGGGAAUGUCUACGUACCUUAUGUCAUCGCCAGACAUUACUCAUCUCGUGAGCGCUCCAUCAUUGAGCGCGGCCUGACGUCCUUCGAGUCUGUCUCCUGCAUCCGCUUUGUCUUACGCACCAACCAGAGAGACUACUUGAGCAUUCAGUCCAACAAUGGCUGUUACUCAUAUGUGGGUCGCCGUGGGAACGGCCAGACCUUGUCUCUGGCCCGUCAGGGCUGCAUGUACCACAGCACGGUCCAGCAUGAGCUGCUGCACGCUCUGGGCUUCAACCACGAGCAGUGUCGCUCCGAUAGGGACAGCCACAUCAGAAUCUUGUGGGAGAACAUCCAGUCUGGUUGGGAGUACGCCUUUGACAAGAUGAACACUCUCAACAUGAACACACCAUAUGACUACAACUCUGUCAUGCAGUACCACAGGUACGCCUUCUCUGGCAACAACAAGCCCACCAUGCAGCCCAUCCCCAACCCCAACGUCAGCUUUGGCAACGCUAGCCAGAUGAGCAAGAACGACAUUGCCAGACUGAACACGUUGUACAAGUGUUGAGUGGUGGCAACAUCACAAUUCCCAUCAGCCAUAUGCAAUCGUAAUUUUUUUUUGCCAUAAAUGUAUUAAAAAUUCAUGUGCAUAAUCACGUUUUCAUAAGUUUUUUAUUUUUUUUCUCCCUGGACAUUCUUUACAAAUGAUUUUUAGAUAUCUUACAAGCAGCACGGGCCUUCAUUAUAAAUCUUUGUUUUUUUGAAAAUCACCUGAUUUCUAAAAUGACUUUUUUUGGUUUGCUUAACGAUUCAAACACUAGUUAAUCCCUCUAUCGUCCACUUGGGGGAGACACUUGCACGCUUUGUUAAACACCUGAUACCUGACGAGAAAAAAAAUGAGCAGAAUUUGCCUAAGAAUCUGCAGGUACUGUGACAACAGUACAAAAGUCAUAACAGAUUUAGAAAACACUUCGGGAACAAAAAACGUAUUUAAUUUUGACUGACUAAAAAUAUAACUGGAUAUUCAGUCAUAAGUGAUGCCGUUUGAUAUGAAGAACCCUCUAACCUAUUACGUUCCUCUGUGGGGACGUCUGACGACAUCUGAAGUCAGCCGUCCAAAAACCGACUGGUCUGCAUUCUUCCAUGUUUGUAAUGGUGAUUGACAGGCAGACAGGAGGUCAAUGGUCGUCUGUCAGCAGGCUGCGCCGCCCCGGGACAGGAGGCGUCUCGUAUAGAGGAAGUGCUGGGAGAGAACAAUGCAAACAAUUGUUUCAGCUUUGUGUUAUGCGCUUGUGUGUAAAGAGUCUGCAACUGUUGUUAGAAUCUGUAGCCUGUUUUUUGGUAAAACAUGAUGCUAAAUGCUAAACCAGUCUACUAAAUUCUUGUGGCGUGCACAUUUAAUGAAAACCAAGACCAAACCUCCAUUUACUAUUCUUACUUUGUAUACAGUAGUCAUUACAAGGCUCUGUCAUACCUUCACCUUCUUACGUCACUAAAUGGAUACAUAGAAACAGUCAUGUUAAAAAGUCUAGUUAAUGUUAUGGAUGUUUGCUGCUUAAAAUCCCAGACUGACCAGGCAAGAUACCAAAGUGUGUGCAGUACAUUGCUUUUCUCAUGACUUUUGUAUGGGGGCAUACAGAAGCAAACAAUCCCAAAACAAAUGCAACAGGAAAUGUUGCAAGUUAAAAAAAAAAAAAAUCACAUAAAUGCUGCAGGAUCAAAAACUAAUGCAAAAGUAAAAUGCAGCAAAUGCCAAAAUCAACCUCCCCCACUCCAGCACCCCCCACCCGUUUUUCUGUUUUGAGGCUGCAGCGUUUCGCUAAUUCUCCUGUUCAUUUCAUGGUGUUUGUGUGUUUUUGGUUUUGGAUCAUUUCUGUGUUUGGAUGUUGCUGCAAGUUUCAGCAACAAACUGUCGGCCACCGUACUUGUUCGCCUGUCUACAUGUGAAUGACUUUUUGGACUCCAUCCAGAACAUCACUACCAUUUAAUCCAGGUGACACCUUGGCAACACGUCUACAUCGGGACAAACGGCGUUCCAGAGGGGAUGACAGCACCACACACAACACACACCGCUGAUGUCAUCAACUUUCCGAAUGACUCAUCUUGGCAUCUGAAGUCAAAGCAGGUUCUGAACAAGUCGCUCUCCGAAAGGGCUUGGUGCCAGGUUUCAGGGUCAUGACCUGGAUCUUAAUCUGGUUGGACAGGACGGACAGACGCAGAGAGCGUGGAGGAAUGCACAUACUGUAACUAUACACCAAAUAAGUUAACAGGAGAAACGAGAAAAACCAUGGUG
This is a messenger RNA of Dunckerocampus dactyliophorus (ringed pipefish), 2502 nucleotides long. Its product is annotated as high choriolytic enzyme 1-like. The record is from RefSeq and is a predicted model, not a curated record. Lineage: Eukaryota; Metazoa; Chordata; Actinopteri; Syngnathiformes; Syngnathidae. Gene Ontology annotation, biological process: proteolysis. The transcript is spliced from 8 exons. The coding region runs from base 4 to 777 and encodes 257 amino acids. Gene Ontology annotation, molecular function: zinc ion binding; metalloendopeptidase activity.